Messenger RNA from Paramuricea clavata, 2017 nucleotides. NCBI's taxonomy places the organism in Eukaryota, Metazoa, Cnidaria, Anthozoa, Malacalcyonacea, Plexauridae. The record is from the annotation of a GenBank genome assembly.
AUGAACAUAAAUAAACCCUUCUGGUUAUGGAUUAAAAGUUUCCUUUCCGGAAGAGUUCAACAAGUAAAUCUCAAUGGUACCUUAUCAUCCAUUGUAACAUGCCCGGCCGGAGUCCCGCAAGGCUCUGUAAUAUCUCCCAUUCUUUUUAAUACCUCCAUUGAUGAUUUGGAGGACGCCUUACCAGAACAACUAAAAGUCAGUACGAAUAAGUAUGCAGAUGACUGCACACAACACCAAAUAGUGAGCGUAGAUUCUAAUAGUAAUUUACAACAAUCUAUCAAUGAAGUAAAUAACUGGGCGGGGUUAAAUAAAAUGGCAAUUAAUGCUAAAAAAACUAAGGACAUGUGGAUCUCGUUCACGGACGCUAUACCUGAACCACCACGUCUUCGUAUUGGAAAUGAGUUAAUAGAAAGGGUCAACGCUUUUAAAUUACUUGGCGUGUCGUUCCAAAAUAAUCUAAAAUGGAACGCACAUGUUGAAGAGAUUACACGUAAAGCAAAUAAACGCCUUUACUAUCUUAGAGAAUGCAGGAAAUCGCAGUUACCAGCUGAAGUCGGUAUUAUUACCUAUCAAUCCAAAAUAAGACCAAUUCUCGAGUAUGCAUCACCUGUCUGGGCGGGACUCCCUAAUUACCUGCGAGAUGAAAUAGAGCGGGUUCAAUCCAGGAGCUUAAGAAUCCUUGGCCUGGAAAAAGAUUACCUACCACCGUUGAACGAAAGAAGGGAAGAGGCAACUAGUCGAGAAGUUGAUAGGUUUAUGAACGAUCCACACCAUCCCUGUCGCAGUGUUUUGCCAAAAUUAAUUAACAAUCAGUACAAUUUAAGGAACAUUGACCGGAAUCGCAAUAUAUCAUUCUUCUCAGGAACUGAAAGGCAUAAACAUUCAUUUUCAGGUAGAGCUUGUAAAUAUGUAUAAAUAGUUUUAACUUAUUAGAAGAACUUAUUAGAUUAAAGAAUUUAUUAGUUUUAACUUCUUAGUUAGUUUUCUAAAUUAUCUUACAACAAUUUGUAAUAUAAAGACGUAUCCGCAGCAUAUAUACUUUCUUAAACAAGUAAUUGUAAGUCCAUUGUACUUUUUUAUCUUAAGAUGGAUGAAUAAAGCUAUUAUUAAAUGCAAUAAAAAUCACGUGCAGAGAGUGGGCGCGCGCGAGGGGGUUCUCUUCUCCCUUCCCGUCUUUCCCCGCGAGCUUUCCUUUUCAGUUUUCCUCGCGCUCGCAUUUGCGUGUGUCUCCCACUCCCCGCGCGUGAUUACUACAUUUGCGUGUGUCUCACGAAUCGCGAUAUCUCAAUUCUCAAAUUAAUUCAGCUUUGAUUGCUUUGCCUUUGUUUUAAAUUUUCAAGCAAUUUCUCGAGCUCUAUUUCCAAGACCUUUAGAGACGACUGGGGACGAGUCAGAUUUAAAGUGCAUACGUGAAGCUUAAUUGGAAUGUUAUUCUUGAGGAAUCAAAGCUUGUUGCUGGUGCUUUGGGCAUUAAUGAACAGUUUCAGAAAAAAAACAACGACGGAUUCACAAGGCAUUUUACUGUAUGAUGAAAACCGGGAUAACGAAUGGGAAGUACAAAACAACGAAGCGCUGUUAAUUAAUGUUCAGAAUAAACAUCAUUAAUGUGUCUUUAGACACAGUAAUUAGUGAAGUGACGCGCAUGCAUGCAAAUUUGAAACAAGUCGGAACAAUUGAACAAAACAGUGGUUUGCUUUCUGUAGAACCCUUCGGUAUGACAGGGUUAGAGGACUUGGCAGAGAAUUCAGACCCAUCACUAUUAGAUCGUACUCUCUCAAAAUUAUAUCCGAAUGAUCUAAAUGAACUAACCAAAUCUUGGAAAAACUUCGUCUCGGUGAAUAAACUAAAGCAAAAUGACAAUUUGUUUGGUAAAUUGUCAUCUCUUCAGUUGCGUAACAAGAUUUACGAGCAAGGCAUAUGUCCACAGAUUUGUGUUGACCUAAGGAUACCAGUUUCAUCCGCUUCUAGAGAACGGUCUUUUAGUAUACAAUGGGGCAAGAACGUCUUACUGGACUAA